Molecule: messenger RNA, 829 nt
Organism: Zea mays
Lineage: Eukaryota; Viridiplantae; Streptophyta; Magnoliopsida; Poales; Poaceae
Product: Esterase/lipase/thioesterase family protein
Exons: 6
Coding region: 64-762 (232 amino acids)
Source: RefSeq, marked predicted
CACCCCAUUUCCAUCCCCCAAAUCCUAAUCUAGGGGUCUUCGGCCCGUGAAUCACCGUACCUCAUGGCCCCCAAGCGACGUCGCGCGGAUCAGGGCUCGUCGGUGCCUGCGCCACCUCCUCCUUUGCGGAAAGCAAAACUUCAGCCGGUUGUCAUCUUCGCCCACGGCGCCGGUGCCCCUUCCUCCUCCGACUGGAUGGUCCAUUGGAAGAAGAUGGUGCAGGACGCAUUAGAUGCUGUAGCCGUGGUGACCUUUGACUACCCAUAUAUGUCGGGUGGGAAGCGCAGGGCGCCGCCAAAGGCAGAGAAGCUUGUUGAUCACCACCUGGGCAUCGUGAAGGAUGCUGCUGUCAAGUAUCAGGGGCACCCUCUUAUUUUGAUGGGGAAGUCCAUGGGAUCGAGGGUCAGCUGCAUGGUGGCAAGCUCCACUGAAGUUGAUGUUUCUGCUGUUGUAUGCUUGGGCUACCCGCUAAAGGGAGUGAAUGGAGCAGUGAGAGAUGAGACACUCUUACAGCUGAAGGUACCAACGAUGUUUGUUCAGGGAAGUAAAGAUGCCCUGUGCCCCUUAGAUAAACUUCUGUCUACUCAAAAGAAGAUGACCUGCAAGAAUGAACUGCAUAUCAUUGAUGGCGGUGAUCACUCUUUUAAGGUCGGCAAAAAGUACCUAGAAUCUAAAGGGUUAAAUCAAUAUGAUCUUGAAAUGGAAGCUGUCACAAAAAUUUCACAGUUUUUCCAGGAUUCCUUCACUGAGAGUUGUACCUAGCCGUUCUGUAUAUUUUCCUUAACACCUUCAUGGUGACUAAACCUAAUCUCUGUCUUCGAACAAGAUU